ACCACACCCUGUACUAAAUAAAAUUGGAUUCUUAUUGAGUAAAUAGCGCUUGUCCAAAGAAAGGAAUUAUGGGCGAUCACUUGCCGGCAUGUGUUAUCGACGUAGGUACGGGGUAUACGAAGCUCGGCUUUGCCGGUAAUAAGGAACCUCAGUUUAUCAUCCCAUCUGCUAUAGCGAUAAAGGAAACAGCUAAAGUUGGCGACCAGUCCACGCGGCGUAUGACUAAAGCCGUCGAGGACUUGGACUUUUUCAUCGGGGACGAGGCGUUUGAAGCUACGGGAUACUCUGUCAAGUAUCCUGUACGUCAUGGCCUAGUUGAAGAUUGGGACUUGAUGGAGCGGUAUAUUGAGCAAUGUAUCUUUAAGUACUUACGUGCUGAGCCAGAAGAUCACCAUUUCUUGCUGACGGAACCUCCAUUGAACACGCCCGAAAAUAGGGAGUAUUUAGCAGAGAUAAUGUUUGAGUCAUUCAAUGUGCCUGGCUUGUACAUCGCCGUCCAAGCGGUCCUCGCGCUCGCCGCGUCGUGGAAAUCGCGUGUUUCGGCCGAACGCACUUUUACUGGCAUUGUAGUAGACAGUGGAGAUGGUGUUACUCAUAUUGUCCCUGUAGCUGAAGGCUAUGUCAUUGGCUCCUGUAUCAAACACAUUCCAAUUGCAGGAAGGAACAUCACUUCGUUCAUUCAAUCCUUGCUCCGUGAGCGUGAGGUUGGUAUUCCACCAGAACAGAGUUUAGAGACUGCUAAAGCAAUUAAAGAGAGAUACAGCUAUAUCUGUCCAGAUAUUGCCAAAGAAUUUGCCAAGUAUGACUCUGACCCUGGCAAAUGGAUGAAGAAAUACACAGGCAUUAAUGCAAUAACUAAAAAUCCAUUUACAGUAGAUGUGGGCUAUGAAAGGUUUUUGGGUCCAGAGAUUUUCUUCCAUCCUGAGUUUUCUAAUGCUGAUUUCACCGUUCCGUUGAAUGAGAUGGUAGAUGAUGUGAUACAAUCAUGUCCCAUCGAUGUGAGGAGAGGAUUAUAUGGUAACAUUGUGUUAUCUGGUGGAUCAACGAUGUUCCGUGAUUUUGGUAGGAGGUUGCAGCGAGAUAUCAAGCGCACUGUUGAUGCAAGACUAAAGCUCUCUACAGAGUUGUCUGAAGGACGGAUUACACCUAAACCAAUUGAUGUUCAGGUGAUCUCCCACAACAUGCAGAGGUAUGCUGUAUGGUUUGGAGGGAGUAUGCUAGGCUCUACCCCAGAGUUCUACCAAGUGUGCCACACUAAGCAAGCGUACAUGGAGUACGGACCAAGUAUUUGCAGACACAACCCUGUCUUCGGUACCAUGACAUAACUGCCAGUAUUUACUUUUUUUUUACCUUGUUUUACUUGUGAACAAAAAUGAAAGUAUAAUCAUGAAUUUAUAAUUAAUUAAAUGUUAAGGAUAUUUCCAUUAUGGAGUAUUUUUAGUUAAGGUUCAUUUUCAAAUUAUUCAACAAGACUUCAUUGUAUUUUUUCAUUGUUUUUUUAUUGGUGAAUUAGUGGAGCACAGUAAAGUAUGACUAGAUGUUAUUAACUUAACAUUAAUAAAGGCAGAUAUCCUUAUAAAGAACAGAUUAAGAACAUGAUUGUACUGAUGAGUACUGCAUAUAGAUAUGUAUAAUCUAUAAUCAAAGUAAAUU
Hyposmocoma kahamanoa is the source of this 1653-nucleotide messenger RNA. RefSeq names its product actin-related protein 3 (gene Arp3). The transcript has a single exon. NCBI's taxonomy places the organism in Eukaryota, Metazoa, Arthropoda, Insecta, Lepidoptera, Cosmopterigidae. Gene Ontology annotation, molecular function: actin filament binding. The coding region runs from base 69 to 1325 and encodes 418 amino acids. The record is from RefSeq and is a predicted model, not a curated record. Gene Ontology annotation, biological process: Arp2/3 complex-mediated actin nucleation. Gene Ontology annotation, cellular component: actin cortical patch; Arp2/3 protein complex.